CUGGAAAUUUCCGAGCCCGCGCGGAGGCCGAGGCGGCGAGGGCGGCGGACGGCCGGGGAGCGCGGGCGGCCCAGCCCGGCCCGGCCGGGCCCUGGCCUCGCGUCUCUCACCCAUGCGACUCGGGCCGCGGAGCUCUGCGGGGCUCGGCGGGGGCGCGGCCGCACGCCGGUGGGGCGCCCCGGCCCGCAGCGGGGCGGCGGCCGCGAGGAGGGGGCCUCCAUGUGCGUGCGGGCGGUGGCGGGUGCGCUGACCGCGGGCGCCCGGCACCCUCGAGGGCCGGCUAGGGCGCGCGGGCGGGGACGGCCGGGCGGCGGCGGCGGCCGGAGCCGGCCCGGGCGGGCGUGAGCGCCGGGGAGCGCGCUGCCUGCAUGCGCGCAGCUCUCGCCCCGGGCGGCCCAGGCGGCGGCGCCGGAGCCCGAGGCGGCCGGACGCGGAGAGGAGCGGGGAGCCCGGGAGGCGGCCCGCGUCCCCGCCGGACCAGUGCGUCUGUCUAGACCCCGGCUGCGCGGCGAAGUCGAGGACUUGGCUCUGUUGAAUCUCUCAUCGUCUGGGCGAGCGGGGCGGCUCGUGGUGUUUCUAACCCAGUUCGUGGAUUCAAACGUGGCUCCGCGCCGAGCGCGGCCGGCGACUUGUAGGACCCCAGCGCUGGCCGCGGCCGCCGCGCACGCCCUCGGAAGACUCGGCGGGGUGGGGGCGCGGGGGUCUCCGUGUGCGCCGCGGGAGGGCCGAAGGCUGAUUUGGAAGGGCGUCCCCGGAGAACCAGUCUGGGAUUUACUGUGAACAGCAUGGAGGAGAAUGACCCCAAGCCUGGCGAAGCAGCGGCGGCGGUGGAGGGACAGCGGCAGCCGGAAUCCAGCCCCGGCGGCGGCUCGGGCGGCGGCGGCGGCGGCGGCGGUAGCAGCCCAGGCGAAGCGGACACCGGGCGCCGGCGGGCUCUGAUGCUGCCCGCGGUCCUGCAGGCGCCCGGCAACCACCAGCACCCGCACCGCAUCACCAACUUCUUCAUCGACAACAUCCUGCGGCCCGAGUUCGGCCGGCGAAAGGACGCGGGGACCUGCUGUGCGGGCGCGGGAGGAGGAAGGGGCGGCGGAGCCGGCGGCGAAGGCGGCGCGAGCGGUGCUGAGGGAGGCGGCGGCGCGGGCGGCUCGGAGCAGCUCUUGGGGUCGGGCUCCCGAGAGCCCCGGCAGAACCCGCCAUGUGCGCCCGGCGCGGGCGGGCCGCUCCCAGCCGCCGGCAGCGACUCUCCGGGUGACGGGGAAGGCGGCUCCAAGACGCUCUCGCUGCACGGUGGCGCCAAGAAAGGCGGCGACCCCGGCGGCCCCCUGGACGGGUCGCUCAAGGCCCGCGGCUUGGGCGGCGGCGACCUGUCGGUGAGCUCGGACUCGGACAGCUCGCAAGCCGGCGCCAACCUGGGCGCGCAGCCCAUGCUCUGGCCGGCGUGGGUCUACUGUACGCGCUACUCGGACCGGCCUUCUUCAGGUCCCAGGUCUCGAAAACCAAAGAAGAAGAACCCGAACAAAGAGGACAAGCGGCCGCGCACGGCCUUUACCGCCGAGCAGCUGCAGAGGCUCAAGGCUGAGUUCCAGACCAACAGGUACCUGACGGAGCAGCGGCGCCAGAGCCUGGCGCAGGAGCUCAGCCUCAACGAGUCACAGAUCAAGAUUUGGUUCCAGAACAAGCGCGCCAAGAUCAAGAAGGCCACGGGCAACAAGAACACGCUGGCCGUGCACCUCAUGGCACAGGGCUUGUACAACCACUCCACCACGGCCAAGGAGGGCAAGUCGGACAGCGAGUAGGGUGGGGGGCAUGGAGGCCAGGUCUCAGUCCGCGCUAAACAAUGCAAUAAUUUAAAAUCAUAAAGGGCCAGUGUAUAAAGAUUAUACCAGCAUUAAUAGUGAAAAUAUUGUGUAUUAGCUAAGGUUCUGAAAUAUUCUAUGUAUAUAUCAUUUACAGGUGGUAUAAAAUCCAAAAUAUCUGACUAUAAAAUAUUUUUUUGAGUUUUUUGUGUUUAUGAGAUUAUGCUAAUUUUAUGGUUUUUUUCUUUUUUGCGAAGGGGGCUGCUUAGGGUUUCACCUUUUUUUAAUCCCCUAAGCUCCAUUAUAUGACAUUGGAUGCUUUUUUAUUAUUUCAAAAGAAGAAAAAAUUAAAACAACUUGCUGAAGUCCAAAGAUUUUUUAUUGCUGCAUUUCACACAACUGUGAACCGAAUAAAUAGCUCCUAUUUGGUCUAUGA
Pan troglodytes (chimpanzee) is the source of this 2232-nucleotide messenger RNA. It is a transcript of the gene EN2, whose product is annotated as engrailed homeobox 2. Gene Ontology annotation, cellular component: nucleus. The coding region runs from base 786 to 1796 and encodes 336 amino acids. Lineage: Eukaryota; Metazoa; Chordata; Mammalia; Primates; Hominidae. Gene Ontology annotation, biological process: neuron differentiation; multicellular organism development; regulation of transcription by RNA polymerase II. The record is from RefSeq and is a predicted model, not a curated record. The transcript is spliced from 2 exons. Gene Ontology annotation, molecular function: RNA polymerase II cis-regulatory region sequence-specific DNA binding; DNA-binding transcription factor activity, RNA polymerase II-specific.